Messenger RNA from Lycium barbarum (goji berry), 426 nucleotides. RefSeq lists its product as uncharacterized. Lineage: Eukaryota; Viridiplantae; Streptophyta; Magnoliopsida; Solanales; Solanaceae. The transcript has a single exon. The coding region runs from base 1 to 426 and encodes 141 amino acids. The record is from RefSeq and is a predicted model, not a curated record.
AUGGAGUUCAAGCAUACACCAAGGGCUCAAAAAGAGUUUGUUGAUGCUCUGGCUACUAUAACAUCCAUGAUACAACACCCUAAAAGCAGUUACAUUGACUUGCUAGAGAUAAGUCUAAGAGAAGAACAUGCCUACUUUUCCCAUGUGGAGGCCGAGCCCGAUGUCAAGACAUUUUAUGCUGACAUAAAGACAUACUUGGAAAAAAGGGAGUACCCCGAAAACACUACAAGCAAUAAGAAUAAAGCCAUCCAGAAAAUGGCCAAUGCGUUUUUCCUAUACAAAGAGAUACUCUACAAAAGAACACCGGAUAUUGGAUUACUCCGAUGCGUGGAUGCCACCGAAGCCAUGAAACUACUGGAAGAAGUGUACGUUGGAACUUGUGACCCUGCAGGAAUGGUUCUGUGCAAGCCAAGAAAAUCCUCCUAG